AUGGUUAGGUCGUCAACUGGAAAAGAAGUUGUCAUAAAGGUCGAUUGGAACAAUUUGGACUCGUUGACAACUAAUAUUGAAGAUGCUGUACGAGUAACAAAAGCAGAUCCACAGACGUUUUGUAUAAAUUUGGAAUGUAAUCCCAAGAACACGAUUAUCUGCUUCAAGUCCUUACCUAAACAACUUAUCUCGCCUGCGUACAGAGAUGCUAUGAUUGAAGCAAGUAUAUCGCUUUGGUAUUAUAAAACAUAUUUAAAUUCUCUGUGUAAUUACUUUUGUGUAUAAAACAAUAUUUUACUUUCAGUGUGCGUUGGACACUGUUCAGCCUGGUCGUGCUUCUCCUUGUCAUGUUCAAUAUCUCCCGUUUAGACUGAAGAAAAGGCACCAAAUGAAGAUAAUUCAACAAAGCAGCUUUUAA
This is a messenger RNA of Bursaphelenchus okinawaensis, 418 nucleotides long. Lineage: Eukaryota; Metazoa; Nematoda; Chromadorea; Rhabditida; Aphelenchoididae. The record is from the annotation of a GenBank genome assembly.